AAAAAACCAAAGCAGCAGAGGGGCAGCUGUUUAAUCGCAAUUAGUGUGCGUGCGCUAAUCAAAUGCUCCUCUCCUCUGCCCUCCCGACCGUUGCUACCCCAUCGGCCAGCCAUAUCCCACACCGCCCUGCCGCGGCCGCCGACUCCACUCGCCUUCGCCCUGCCGCCGGCUCCAUUCCACUUGAUUCGCCUCGCCGGAGAUUCUCGCAGGGACUAGUUUGUGGGGGAAUCCCAAAUCAACGAACCUGUGAAUCCUCGACACUUCUGAAACAUGAGAAGAUUCUUUUUCUUUGGGUCCCCUGCUGCAAACCCUGGUGACGGAAAUGAGCAACCGAUCAGUGAUAAUAAGACUAGUAGACAUAAAAAGACAGAUGAGGGAAAGGACAGUUCCGGUUCCUGCAGCACAAGAUUGUCGAGAUCCAGAAGCCGUCGUCAGAAGCGGAGCAAGGAGGAACCAGCCAAUCCCAAGCAACUCAGGAGGUCCAUGUCGUUCUCAUCACCGGCCAGAAACAGUUGUGUGGAUGAACGAUGCUUUAGCUUCUCGGGUGAUGUUCCAUGCUCUUUGUAUGAUGAAUCUGAUGCACCCCACCAUGCCAUAGAUGUCGUUCCCGACAUGUGGUCGCCAGAAGGGAAUCCGUUCUUGAGAGAUUAUGCAAUAAAGACCCCAAAGGGUCAUUCUGCCAUGGAAAAUGAUUCUCCUCGUUCAAAAUGCUAUUCAUGCUCAGCAGGGCACUCUCCUGUUAGUUCUCCUGUUGCAAUACAAUGCAGAUCAACAAGACUACGCAAUUUAUUAAACAAGAAUGAAGUACUAGAUCGGUACAUUGAUAGAGGGCAUGAAGAUGCAAUCGUAAAUGAGAAACAGAAGCAGUGUGCCCCUGCCACAUCUAUGGUUUCUAAUUUGGGAAAGCCACCUCGACCCCAGUCUACAGUACCAUCCAUACCAAAAUCAAUGAAAGAGACAACAGAGGGCUACCCAGAUGUGGACUUAAAAGAUGCCUUUCUUUGGCGACUUGCUCAAGAGGGUACAGGAGAUACCCACAAGAUUACAACUACGUGCAGUGCAUUUAGACGCCACAUAAGCAUGUCAGAAGCUUCUGAAAGAGAAAGUUCAACAUCUGUUGAAGAUAUUUAUGAAGAUUUGCAAGAUGUGAGACUUCCAAAUGUUAUCUGCCCCUCCACUUGUCCUACUUCAGCGGAAGACGAAACUGAUGACGAGCUGCUUCAAAGAGCUAAAGAAGUUGAGUCGAGGUUUAUUAUUCCUUAUGGAGAUGAAUAUGAAUUCAGCAUGCUCAGGGAUAAACCAUUGACCUCAAAUGACAUGUUUCAGUUGAUCCAGCAACUGACUGAAGAUAGGAAACAAUUAGCACAUGAAUUGUCUUCAGAGAUCAAGGCACGUGUCACAGAAAGGUUUGCUGCCAAAGAGCAAUACAAACAAAGAAAGAAUGAAUUGGAAACCAUAACUAGGAGGCUGGAGAAGGAGAAGAGUGAAGUACAAACUACACUGGAGAGAGAGAUGGACAGAAGGUCAGACGAUUGGUCUAUCAGACUAUCAAGAUUUCAAUCUGAAGAAGAGAGACUACAUGAACGGGUGAGAGAACUUGCAGAGCAGAAUGUUUCAUUUCAGAGAGAAGUUACUUUUCUUGAAGCAAAUAAGGCUGAAGCUUCAACGAAAGUUGCAAGAUUGGAAAUGCAAAACAGCAAACUAAAUGACGAUCUAGAGGAACUCAGAAAUGAGCAUGAGAAACUCCAUAGUUCCUCGGUAGAUUUGCAGGCUCGUUUUGCUAAUGUUGUAGAGGAAAGGGACCACGUCCGGGAAUAUUUGAAGGCCAAGGAGGGAGAGAAUAAAGCAUUACACAAAGUGAUUGCAAGACUACAAACAACAUGUAAUGAGCAGGAGAGGACAAUCACAGGCCUGAGACAAGGAUGCAUAGAUGAAUUAGAUAGGAAAUUUGUUGAGUGCACCAACAGUGAUAAAACAAGGAAACUGCAAAUGGAACUUAUUAGACUGACAGGGGUGGAGCAAAAGUUGAGAGGUGAAAUUCGAUCUUGUGAUCUUGAAGUAGAAUCCCUCAGACAAGAGAAUAUUGCACUCUUAAAUCGUUUACAAGGUGCUGGAAAUGGAGCAAGCUUCUCCUUGAUUCGCCUUGACCAGGAGCUUCAGUCUAGAGUGGAUAACCUGCAAAUGCAAGGCUUGUCACUGCUUGAUAAGAUUAGUCAACUUUGCGUUAAAUUGCUGGAUCUGUUGAAACACAAGAGACAUGAAAAUGAAUAUUUGAGUGGCAAUGAUGCAUUAACAUUCAGUGAUUACACUUUUGAGUACCAGAGCCUCAAAGGAGGAAUCGAAGGUCUGAAGCGAAGUUUGAAGGCAAUCAAUUCUAUACUAAAUGAAAAGCAAAAUUCUAAAGAAAAAUCUGGUGAAAUUGCAGCUGAAGGUAGUCCUUCCAAAGAUCAAACGGAUGAUUUUGGACUCAAGCUGAAAGAAGAGGCUAUGCUGAACAGAGUACUGAAAGAGGCAGUCUUGUCAAAGGAACUUGACAUUGAACAAUUGCAAUCUGAUCUGGCAUCUUCACUUCGCAUGCAAGAUGUUAUGAGAAACGAGAUCCAGAGAGUUCAGGAUGAACUUUCUUGCAUAACCCACAAAGCUAAGCAGUUGGAGCUUCAGGUAUCAAAGAAGGAUGAGUCAAUCAAUGAGAUCCAACAAGAUUUCCAGGAAUCUGCAAAGGAGCUGGCUGCUCUUCGUGGAACACUGAAAACUGUGACGGAGGAGAGGGACCUGUCGUGGCAGGAAGCAAAGCAGCUGAGAAGAAACAUCAGCAUCAUGCAGAACGAGGUUGUGUCGCUGAAGAAGAAGAUCGAAGCCCUGGACGAAGACAUACUUGUCAAGGAGGGGCAGAUCACGAUAUUGCAGGACAGCAUCGACAAGCCAUUCGACAUCAUCUGCAGCCCAAGGUCGAUGAGGGAGUUUGACAUGGCGUGAAGACAGCUGCUGUGUCACUGAUGAAGUUCGUGUUAUAGCUGAGACCUUCAGAUAUGACGUGCGGUUUUUUCGUCCUCAAAGACAGAGAGAUGCUUGUGAAUAGUGGCCGUUCAUACGAUUCCUACAGUUUCUUCAUCCAGUACACUUAUGGCUUGUUUUGAAACUCACUGCCCAGUGCCCAGUUUACGCCAUUUGUAAACGUGCAUAAAUUUGGAUGUGCUAAAGAGUACCUGUUCCCUUACUAUCUUCUUCUUCUUCUUUUAGUACUGUAAUUGUUAUUUGGAGGACUCCCGAUUACUGUCUGUCAAUAUAGCUAUAAGAUUGUUGUGUCUUGUGUCUCCAUUUCUCCCUGCUCACUUUGUCAGUGAGUCGGUGGAUGAAAAAAUUCAAGUUGUUGAACAAGGCAGACACAUUUCUUGGCUUGUUAUUACAGCUUGCUCCGAUGUUCUGAA
Molecule: messenger RNA, 3428 nt
Organism: Sorghum bicolor (sorghum)
Lineage: Eukaryota; Viridiplantae; Streptophyta; Magnoliopsida; Poales; Poaceae
Product: myosin-11
Exons: 6
Coding region: 271-2976 (901 amino acids)
Source: RefSeq, a predicted model, not a curated record